AAGGCAGGAAGUGGGGCUUGGAGUCGUGGACGGCGUGACAUUCAGCGGCGGCGACUGAGAGCCUGUGCGCUGCGCGUCAUGUUGCGGUGCCGGAGGAUCGUGGGCUCCGCGUUGCCUCGGCGACAGCUGUUUUUUAAUAGCUGCAGAUGGUGCUCUUCAGGAAUUAUUCCCAAUGAAAAGAUCCGCAACAUAGGAAUUUCUGCACACAUUGACUCUGGAAAGACUACGUUAACUGAGCGCAUUCUUUUCUACACAGGAAGGAUAGCACAAAUGCACGAGGUAAAAGGGAAAGAUGGAGUUGGUGCUGUCAUGGAUUCAAUGGAGUUGGAACGACAACGGGGGAUCACUAUUCAGUCUGCAGCAACUUUUACCAUGUGGAAAGACACCAACAUUAAUAUAAUUGACACCCCAGGACACGUUGAUUUCACUAUAGAGGUAGAGAGAUCACUGAGAGUUCUUGAUGGAGCUGUCCUGGUGCUGUGUGCUGUCGGAGGGGUUCAGUGCCAGACAAUGACGGUGAAUAGGCAGAUGAAGCGGUAUAAUGUCCCGUUUUUGUCCUUCAUCAACAAACUGGAUCGAAUGGGUGCAAGUCCAGACAGAGCCGUCCAACAACUUAGAUCCAAGUUGAACCACAAUGCUGCCUUUAUUCAGAUACCUAUGGGUUCGGAGGGAAAUUUCAGAGGGAUCAUUGAUCUCAUUGAAGAAAAAGCUAUAUACUUUGAAGGUGACUUUGGCCAAACGGUUAAAUAUGACGACAUUCCCCCUGAGUUCAGAGCAGAGUCUACCGAUCGCCGCCAGGAACUGGUUGAAUGUGUUGCAAACUUAGACGAACAGAUUGGGGAGCUUUUUCUUGAAGAGAAAAUCCCAACAGUGACUGACUUGAAGCUUGCAAUCAGAAGGACAACACUCAGCAAAGCCUUCACACCUGUGCUGGUAGGAAGUGCUCUGAAGAACAAAGGUGUGCAGCCUCUGUUGGAUGCUGUUCUGGAAUACCUCCCAAACCCAUCUGAAGUCCAGAACUACGCGAUUUCCAACCAGGAGGAUUCCAAGGAAAAAUCUUUGAUUUCGCUGAGCUCUGCCAGAGACAGUUCCUUGCCUUUUUUGGGCCUGGCAUUUAAACUUGAGGCUGGGCGUUUUGGGCAGCUCACCUAUGUGCGCGUUUAUCAGGGGAUGCUGAAGAAAGGCGAUUCCAUCUACAAUACCAGGACUGGGAAGAAGGUCCGGGUGCCAAGACUGGUCCGCAUGCAUGCAGACACGAUGGAGGAUGUGGAAGAAGUUUAUGCAGGAGACAUCUGUGCAUUAUUCGGCAUCGACUGUGCUAGUGGGGAUACAUUUUCAGAAAAAUCUAACACUGACCUUUCCAUGGAAUCUAUUCAUGUCCCUGAUCCUGUCAUUUCAGUGGCAAUGAAGCCAUCAAACAAGAAUGACUUGGAUAAGUUUUCAAAAGGCAUUAACCGCUUCACGAGGGAAGACCCCACUUUCAGAGUUCAUUUUGACAGCGAGAGCAAAGAGACCAUUGUUUCAGGAAUGGGAGAACUGCACCUGGAAAUCUAUGCACAGAGAAUGGAAAGAGAAUAUGGUUGUCCUUGUGAGACCGGAAAGCCUAAAGUAGCAUUCAGAGAGAGCAUUGUGGCAACUGUACCGUUCGACUUCACUCAUAAAAGGCAGUCUGGUGGAGCAGGCCAGUAUGGCAAAGUGAUAGGCUAUUUAGAGCCUCUGGAGGAAGAAGAUUACACCAAGGUGGAAUUCGUUGACAAGACGGUCGGAACGAAUAUCCCAAAGCAGUUUGUGCCAGCCAUUGAAAAGGGGUUCCUUGAGGCGUGCGAAAAAGGCCCUUUGUCAGCUCACAAGGUUUCCGGGAUACGGUUCGUCUUAGAGGACGGUGCGAGUCACAUGGUGGACUCCAACGAAAUCGCUUUCAUCCGAGCUGGUGAAGGAGCCUUGAAACAAGCUUUGGAAAAUGCAACCAUGUGUAUUCUUGAGCCCAUUAUGUCUGUGGAAGUUGUGGCACCCAACGAAUUCCAAGGGGAAGUGAUUGCUGGAGUCAAUCGCCGCCAUGGCAUCAUCACAGGGCAGGAUGGGGCUGAAGGCUAUUUCACUCUCUACGCUAACGUGCCGUUGAAUAAUAUGUUUGGAUAUUCUAACGAACUGAGGUCGUGCACAGAGGGAAAAGGCGAAUACACAAUGGAAUACGUCAAAUACCAGCCCUGCUUAUCCAGUACCCAGGAAGAAUUAGUUAACAGAUACCUAGAAGCAACAGGGCAACUUCCUGUGAAAAAGGGCAAGGCAAAGAGCUGAUUCCCUGAAUGUGAGCUGAUCGUGAGGACCUGCCACCAAACAUCGACUGUCGCUAAGCUCUAUUGAUUUAAUGACUCUUUAAUAUUCAGAGCAGACUUCAUCCUGGAUCGAUACUUCGACUUUAUUAAGUCACUAAAAGACUGUUGCAGAAAUGUUCACAUAGAAAUUCCAUUAAUUAGUCACUGUCUUAAUUUAAUAAAAUGUCUUUAGCUUUACUUUAAAAAUUA
This is a messenger RNA of Podarcis raffonei (Aeolian wall lizard), 2525 nucleotides long. It is a transcript of the gene GFM1, whose product is annotated as G elongation factor mitochondrial 1. NCBI's taxonomy places the organism in Eukaryota, Metazoa, Chordata, Lepidosauria, Squamata, Lacertidae. Gene Ontology annotation, molecular function: GTPase activity; translation elongation factor activity; GTP binding. The transcript has 18 exons. Gene Ontology annotation, cellular component: mitochondrion. Gene Ontology annotation, biological process: mitochondrial translational elongation. The record is from RefSeq and is a predicted model, not a curated record. Bases 79 to 2298 code for a protein of 739 amino acids.